CGUCGACUGGUCCGCGUCAGCUGCAUGGAAAAAAAAGAAGGAAGGGAAAACAAUUACAAAUGGCGUCCUACACAGAUGAAAUGUUUGUUGAUUGAACUUGAUUGAUUGAUUCAUUCAUUCAUUCAUCCAAUCAUUCAUUCAUUCAUUCAUUCAUUCAUUCAUUCAUUGUUUGACUGAUUGAUUGAUUGAUUGAUCUUCUCCUCCGUCAUGUCCUUCACCACGUACUCCAUCUCCUCCUAUUCCAUCUCCUCCUCCAUCUCCCAAUUCAUCUCCUCCUCCAUCUUGUCCUCCAUCUCCUACUCCAUCUCCUCCUCCGUCUCCUCCUCAAUCUCCUUGUAUUCAAUCUCCUACUCCAUCUCCUCCUCCAUCUCCUCCUCAAUCUCCUCAUACUCCAUCUCCUCCUCCAUCUCCUCCUCCAUCUCCUACUGCAUCUCGUCCUCAAUCUCCUUGUACUCAAUCUUCUACUCCAUGUCCUCCUCAAUCUCCUCCUACUCCAUCUCCUCCUCCAUCUCCCAUUCCAUCUACUCCUCCAUCUCCUCCUCCAUCUCGUACUCCAUCUCGUACUCCAUCUUCUCCUCCAUCUCCUCCUCCAUCUCCUCCUCCCCGUGCCCUGCCUCCAUUUGCUACCCCAUCUCCUCCUCCUCCAUCUACCAAUCCAUCUCCUACUCCAUCUCCUACUACACCUCCUACUCCAUCUCCUCCUCCAUCUCCUCCCACUCCAUCUCCUACUCCACCUCCUACUCCAUCCCCUCCUAUCACAAAUAAAACGAUAGAAAAAUGACAGCAAUGACGGCGGAACAAGUGGAGAGAGCUGAGAGGGAGGUGAUGAAGUACGUGACAGAGGGAAUCCACUAUGACAAUGAGGACGAGUUGAGACUAUUACGCGAAAGAGCACCGACGUACUUCAACGUCACCUUGGACAUCCAGAGGUCAAUAACAGCAAACGGAGAGAAAUCGACGAGAGCGCAGCAGUUGCUGCAUCGCUUACARCAAAGUGCGUACGUGGCUAAAGACGAGACGUUGGCAUGUUGCUCUGCGUACACCCUUCAGCGAGUUGUGGAAUGGAUGUGUGAUGACGAAGACAUCGACAAGAGUAAGAGAGAGGGAGGUGGUUUUUACGACAGAUCGGCGUUCAAGAAGUUUGUCACGUCUCGGGCGAAGGAAACUCGAAUGUUGAAGACAGAAGCGCAUGACAUAUUGAAGAGUAAAGCAGCGGAGAUAUUGGCACUCAGCAGGAUGAACGAGCUACCUCAAACAGAUCCUGUUCACUACCAUGAUUUGGCAACAGUGGUGGUGGACGAUGUCGAGUACGUCUUGCUCGAUCAGAUUAUGGAUUUCAUGUUGAAGACAGAUAAUGAUACAAAUUUGAUUCACGAGGCCUUACACGAGGUGACAGAGGACGCAAUAGCAGCAGCAGAGCUUGUUGAUGUCGAGAGCACAAAGGAUGAAAAUCAACUAGUGUCGGGGACUCCAAUAUGUCAGGGGGACAUAUUCACAGUCCUGGAGGACCUCACCAGGGCAUCAACGGAAGCGGAGAGAAUGAGCAAAAGAAUGCAAGGAUGGCAAUUGGUUGUUGCGGAAGCAAUCAAUGCGACACACCAUAUGCCAAAGAGCACACUGCAGACUACAAGUGGUGUGGGAUCUGUAACAGCGGUUCAGAACCCGUUGACCAUUCCUACUGUGGAUACGUUGAGUGUCCAUAAUGCAUUCAGAGCGUGGAGAUUACCACUCUUUCAUCCUUCACAUGAGAUCAUCGAAGGACACGAAUAAGUGGCAUUCCAGGGAGUGCAUGCGGAUGGCGAUACUAAUGAGAGU
This is a messenger RNA of Chara braunii, 1815 nucleotides long. The record is from the annotation of a GenBank genome assembly. Lineage: Eukaryota; Viridiplantae; Streptophyta; Charophyceae; Charales; Characeae.